ACUUAUUAGGUCCGGCAAGUAGCGGAGAAGCUUAGUCGAUUUGCGAUUCAUGGACAGCAGGUUCGUACUGGUCUGACUCGUGAUCAUGACUCGGUCUGAGUGCGGAUUCACCAGGAGAGACCGGCAUUAACCGCGAGUGGGAAUCUUGUUUUCCAACUGAGUGAAUGCUAUUUGUAACGAGGAAAUCGUCGAGAAACGAAACAAGAAAAUCCUCAACUCAUUGUGAUACGUGAAGGAAAGAAGAGAAAAGAAAUAUUUCUAGAUUAAUUGAAAAAUAAACAUGGUACUCAUCGGUUCGCUCGUCCUUAUUCUUACUGUGACAACAAUCAAUGCACAGUUUCAAUGCUCAGAUAGAAAUGCUAACUGUGUCAGUAUUCUCAAUUGUCCGGAAAUGUUAAGCAUUUUGAGAGGUCCAAAACCGUUUUCAGCACAGACCUUGGAAACGCUCAAGAAUGCGCAAUGUGGCUCCGAGGGCAGGUAUCCAAAAGUUUGUUGCAAUCAGCAACAGGUAGACAAAGAGAUGACAAUCAGGGAGACCUCAGAGAAUACUCCAAAUCCCCCGGACGUGACGAACCAUCCGAAUUUACGUUUGUUGGAUCACCAAGCGUGCGGACCUAUCACUCGGCCAAAAGUAGUCAACGGCAACAAGACCGCAAUCUUCGAGUAUCCGUGGAUGGCAUUAAUCACGUAUCAACGAACCGGUAAACCGAAUCCGGAGUACCUUUGUGGUGGCUCGAUUAUUUCCUCGCGCUACAUUCUUACCGCCGCUCAUUGCGUCACGCUACUUCCAAGUGAUGUCAGACUGAUAGGAGUUAGAAUAGGAGAGCAUGACAUAAGCAAGGAACGUGACUGCGAGACGGAUCUCAACGGGCGCGAGGUCGUGUGCGCCGAGAGGUAUCAGGAUUUGGACGUGGAUAGCUUUUAUUUUCAUCCGGGUUACACAAAAACGAAGCAGCAAAACGACAUUGCUCUUAUCAGAGUAAAUGUUACCAUGAGCUUCACACCUCAGAACGUCAAACCUAUUUGUUUACCCUUUGGUUCUGCAAUAAAUUUAACUAAGAAAAAGGCCGUGGUGACCGGUUGGGGUUUGACGGAGUAUGAUCUGACCAGCUCAGAACUUCUGCAAGCGAAGCUACCAAUUGUUCCCAACGAUCGAUGUGAAGAAAUAUAUAAGCCCUCCAAGGAAAUCUGGUACAAGCAGCUGUGUGCCGGCGGCCAAAUGGCUGUAGACUCUUGUAAUGGUGAUAGCGGCGGGCCUCUACAGGCGUCUAGUAAAUAUAAUAACUUGAUAAUGCGCAUCGUCCAGUAUGGCAUUGUCAGCUACGGUAUGACGCCGUGCGGCAUCGAGGGCAUCCCCGGAGUUUAUACCAACGUCGCCUAUUAUAUGGACUGGAUCCUUAACACCAUGACAGAUUAAAGCGCAAUUAAAACAUUGUACACAGAAAAAAAGAA
This is a messenger RNA of Monomorium pharaonis (pharaoh ant), 1452 nucleotides long. Its product is annotated as melanization protease 1. Lineage: Eukaryota; Metazoa; Arthropoda; Insecta; Hymenoptera; Formicidae. Gene Ontology annotation, molecular function: serine-type endopeptidase activity. The record is from RefSeq and is a predicted model, not a curated record. The transcript is spliced from 5 exons. The coding region runs from base 281 to 1417 and encodes 378 amino acids. Gene Ontology annotation, biological process: proteolysis.